Fusarium keratoplasticum is the source of this 1782-nucleotide messenger RNA. Its product is annotated as Amidase. The coding region runs from base 1 to 1782 and encodes 593 amino acids. The record is from RefSeq and is a predicted model, not a curated record. The transcript has 5 exons. Gene Ontology annotation, molecular function: catalytic activity. Lineage: Eukaryota; Fungi; Ascomycota; Sordariomycetes; Hypocreales; Nectriaceae.
AUGGCGCCUCCAUCCGACUUCGCCGACUAUCCCAAGCCCGUCGAGGGCCCUGACGUGAAAUACCACCGCAGAGUCGAUAACAAUCCCGUAUUUCGAGGCCUACCCCUCGCAAUUGGCGCUGGCAUCAUCUCGAGAGUCGGAUUCCUCCAGCAGCACUUUUGGGACAAUGCUAGAUUCGGCACCAUCAAGGACAUUCCUGAUCUCGAUGAGAUGCCUUUUAGGUUUCAUCCAACCGUCACUCCCUUGGGAGAUACCAAGCCCAUGCUCGAGUUUGAACCAGACCUUCUCAAGGCCAAGUACACCGACUCACCGGCUCGCUACUACACCGUCGCCGAGUAUCACGAAUUGUUCAAGUCCGGCCAGGUGACGCCCCUCCAAGUUGCCGAGGCCCUUCUGCCCCUCAUCACCAAGCCAUCCGGCAAGUAUUCCGACGCCUGGGUCGAGUCUCCCGGCAAGGACCAUCUCGUUCUUGAAGCCGCCAAGGCGUCGACGGAACGGUAUGCUGCCGGCAAGCCGCUGAGCAUCCUCGACGGCGUGCCUAUUGGUGUCAAGGAUGACACUGCUGUCAAGGGAUAUUCCAACAACAACGGCAUGAAGCAUCACCCAGGUCUUCCCUAUUUUAAGGAGAAGGAAGAAUCUCUCUGGCCUGUCAAGAUGCUUCAAGAGGCUGGUGCCGUGGUCAUUGGCAAGAAUUGUAUGCAUGAGCUUGGCUCAGAUACCAACGGAUGCAAUGUCGCCCAAGGAACUCCAAUCAACUGGCACAACAAGUCCUACUACCCCGGUGGUUCUUCUUCCGGCGCUGCCUCUUCCAUCUCCCUCGGCAUCGUCCCAAUUGCCGUUGGCACCGACGCUGGAGGCAGCAUCCGUGUCCCAGCGGCCUUUAACGGAGUCUACGGCCUCAAGCCUUCGCAUCAGCGCACAGUCUACAUGAACAACACCAUGUGUGUCACUGGCCCCCUCGCCGCCACUGUCUCGGAUCUCACCAUCGCCUACCGCGUCAUGUCCCAGCCCAACCCAGACUGCGCCACUCAGAGCCGCUUCGGCCUAUCCAUCCCGCCAGCUCCGGGAUCUAACAAAGUCAUGGGCAUCUGCCGCGACUGGUGGGGUCAGGCAGACCAGCGUGUCAAGGAUGUGUGCGAGCGAGCUGUCGAUUACUUUGCCAACAAGUGCGGCUACGAGAUCGUCGACAUUUCCAUCCCCUAUCUCCCCGAGGCCCAGCUCGCGCACAGCGCCAUCUGCAUUGCAGAGAUGGCCGCUGACGCCCGCCGCCGCGCUGUCAACCCGGCUGAUUGGCUCACCCUAGUCGGCCCCGUUAACAAGGUCCUCAUGUCCAUCGGAGCCAAGACACCUGCGGGCGACCUGCUCAAGCUCAACGCUCUCCGUGAGCUCAUCAUGAGACACCUGGCAUUCCUCUUCCAGAAGCACCCAGGCCUGCUCAUCAUGACUCCCGUGUCGCCCAUGAACGGGUGGCCAAUCACGCCCGGCGAUGAAAAGUAUGGCAUGAUUGAUGGUGACAAGACCAUCCACAGUAUGAGCUACAUCUUCCUGGCCAACAUGACGGGCACGCCUUCUCUGUCAGCACCGGUGGGAUACCUUGAUCCUGAUCAAGGCGAGGGUAAGUUGCCGGUUGGUUUGCUGGCGACAGGAGAAUGGGGCAGCGAGGAACAGUUGCUGGCCUGGGCCGCAGAAGCCGAAGAUUAUCUGCACCAUGCAACUGAGACGAGUCGCCGUCGCCCAAACGAGUGGGUAGAUGUCAUGAACCUGAACAAGGCAGAUGCUUAG